GUGGCUUUCCGAGCCUGGCGUUUCUGUGCUCUCAGUUUCAUUAUUACGUGGUCGGUAUCUUCUGACCAGAAUGUCGAGCGUGGAAGGUGCCAGAGUGCCGGCCACCUCAGUAGAGGUGAGGGAGAGCGACGCUGCUCGCGUGUCUGGUGCCAGGGCUGGGACAGGCACUCCAACAACAGCGACACCCCCGUGGCCCGCCGCUCCCGCCCUGCUCCGCCCACGGAGUCCAGCGGCGGCCGCGGAGCGGAGGCGCCCCGCUGAGGAUGUUGUGACCUUUGAGGAUGUCACGGUGUAUUUCUCCAGGACAGAAUGGCGCCUCCUUGAUGAAGCUCAGAGACUCCUGUACCUUGAUGUGAUGCUGGAGAACUUUGCUCUUAUAUCUUCGCUGGGUUGCUGCUGUGGAGCAGAGGAUGUGGAGGCACCCAGUGAACAAAAGUCGAAGAAUCCAAAGGCAGCUUUGUCUUCCCAGAAGAGCCACCCCUGUGAGAGAUGUGGGCCGGUCUUGAGAGACAUUUUCCUUCUGGUUGACCAGCAGGGAAUACAACACAGCUCGACCCUGCUGCAGUGUGGGGCAUGUGCAAAACCAUUUUAUUUCAGUGCACAGAGUCACCAGCAGCAGGAACAGGACACAACACAGAAUGGUUUCAUAAGCAGUGUGGACAGUGUCUCACUUGGAAAGAGCUGCAAUUCCCAUAUGACAUGGAAUCCUUGUACCUCCAGCCAGGUUGGAAAAGACUUCACCAUCACCUCAGGACAUCUUGAGCAACAGGAUACUCACACCAUGAACAGGGCAAACAAAAUCUCUCAGUCUGGAAUGACUUGUCAAAAGUCUGGACUGACAAGUACAAAAUACUAUGAUAACCCAGGAGAAUGCAAGGAAGCUUUUGGCUUUGAUGACACAUUUGUUGAAGAUAAGAAUGUCAUUACAGGAGGACAGUGCUUUGUGUGUUGUGAAUGUGGGAAAUCUUUUACCAAUAUCUCUGACCUCCAUAGCCAUCAGAGAGUUCACAUUCCAGAAAGGCCUUAUGAGUGCAGUGAAUGUGGGAAAUCUUAUACCUGGAGCUCUGCCCUCCGUAGACAUCAGAGAGAUCACAUUGGAGAAAGGCCUUAUGAAUGUGGUGAAUGUGGUAAAUCUUUUCCCAUAAGCUCUGCUCUUCGUAAUCAUCAGAGAGUUCACAGUGGAGAAAGGCCUUAUGAGUGUAGUGAAUGUGGUAAAUCUUAUACUAGUAGUUCUGACCUCCACAGACAUCAGAGAGUUCACACUGGAGAAAGGCCUUAUGAGUGCAGUGAAUGUGGGAAAUCAUUUACCAGGAGCUCUAACCUUCAUAAGCAUCACAGAGUUCACACUGGAGAAAGGCCUUAUGAGUGCAGUGAAUGUGGAAAAUCAUAUACCAGGAGCUCUGCCCUUCGUAACCAUCACAGACUUCACACUGGAGAAAGACCUUAUGAGUGUGGUGAAUGUGGGAAAUCUUUUACCAUUAGCUCUGUUCUUCGUAAUCAUCAGAGAGUUCACACUGGGGAAAGGCCUUAUGAGUGCAGUGAGUGUGGAAAAUCUUUUACUUGGAGCUCUGCCCUUUUUAACCAUCAGAGAGUUCACACUGGAGAAAGGCCUUACGAGUGCAGCGAUUGUUCAAAAUCAUUUCCCAGUAGCUCUCUUCUUCGUUAUCAUCAGAGAGUUCACUCUGGAGAAAGGCCUUACGAGUGUGGUGAAUGUGGGAAAUCUUUUUCUAGUAACUUUGCCCUUCGCUGUCAUCAGAGAGUUCACACUGGAGAAAAGCCUUAUGAAUGCAGUGAAUGUAAGAAAUGUUUUAGACAAAGCUCUGCCCUUUUUCAGCACUAUAGGGUUCAUUCGGCAGAGAAACCUGUAUGAGUAUGGUUAAUGU
Phyllostomus discolor (pale spear-nosed bat) is the source of this 1883-nucleotide messenger RNA. RefSeq names its product zinc finger protein 211-like. Gene Ontology annotation, cellular component: nucleus. The transcript is spliced from 3 exons. Gene Ontology annotation, biological process: regulation of DNA-templated transcription. The record is from RefSeq and is a predicted model, not a curated record. Bases 71 to 1870 code for a protein of 599 amino acids. NCBI's taxonomy places the organism in Eukaryota, Metazoa, Chordata, Mammalia, Chiroptera, Phyllostomidae.